AUGAACCAUAUCUACCAAGGUACUAUACUUGUAAACCAUAUCUACAAAGGUACUAUACUUGUAAACCAUAUCUACAAAGGUACUAUACUUGUAAACCAUAUCUACAAAGGUACUAUACUUGUAAACCAUAUUUACAAAGGUACUAUACUUGUAAACCAUAUCUAUAAAGGUACUAUACUUGUAAACCAUAUCUACAAAGGUACUAUACUUGUAAACCAUAUCUAUAAAGGUACUAUACUUGUAAACCAUAUCUACAAAGUUAACGUACUUGUAAACCAUAUCUACAAAGGUACUAUACUUGUAAAUCAUAUCUACAAAGUUACUAUACUUGUAAACCAUAUUUACAAAGGUACUAUACUUGUAAACCAUAUCUACAAAGGUACUAUACUUGUAAAUCAUAUCUACAAAGGUACUAUACUUGUAAACCAUAUCUACAAAGGUACUAUACUUGUAAACCACGAAUCUUUAUCUGCUGGGCACGGUAAAGAUUCGCGCCUUUCUUUUUAA
Messenger RNA from Acanthosepion pharaonis, 507 nucleotides. NCBI's taxonomy places the organism in Eukaryota, Metazoa, Mollusca, Cephalopoda, Sepiida, Sepiidae. The record is from the annotation of a GenBank genome assembly.